AAGUUAUUCAGAAGAUUGUAAUGGCAAGGAAUAAUGCAAAAAGUGUUUUAAUGAUAAGUGCAAAUAGCAUGCAUUUGAAAUAAAUAUUUCUAAAUGUAAUGCAACCGCAACCUAUCCACAAGGCUAUUACCAAAGAAAAUUGCAAAAUAAAAUUUGCUAAAAUAACAAAGGCAUAAUCAAAAAAAAAAAAAAACAACAAUCAAUGAAUAGAUAAAAAUUAAAAAAAAAAAAUUUUUAAAAAAGUGAAAAAACGACACAGCCAUGAAACACAAUACAUUCUAUUGCCACAUUGUGGCGGCAUUUGCCCAUUUCAUCGUGUGCCAAGCGGCAAUACUGCCAAAAUGCCCUUUCGAAGAUACCGUCGACUUGACGAAUGCCAAAAAAUUCAACAAUGGUUCCUAUUUGUAUGAAAAUCUUGUAAUACAUUCCGAUCUGGUGGACAUUUACAAUUACGAAGAGAUCUUCAAUGGGGUUCGCUUGCCAAGGGCGCCACAUCCACGCGGUUGUGCAUGUCAGGAGCGUAGCUGUAUACGAUUUUGCUGCCACCCCACCAAAGAACUGAUAGCCAACUACUCACGUCAAUGUUCCAACGAGGAGUUGGAACAUGAUCUCGAAUACGAUCCUUAUAUAAAUGUGCUUGCUACCAAUGGCACCAUGGUGCGUAAGCAUGUGACAAAGGAAUUCACCAUCGUUCAAGGUGUGCCUUGUGAGGGGGCCUAUUCGCUGGCGCCCCAACUUGAUGAAGAAGAUGCUUGGGAUAUUUUCGAAAAUGGUAGCAUCCUACGACACUAUGACAUGGCAUAUUUGACUAAAAGAGAUUAUUGCCUAAUGCCCAUGGAACUGGAUGAUGGCCAGUGGGUGUUGAAUCCCAUGAAUUGUCCCAUUGUAAAGCCUGCUUCGCUUUCCCUGCAAAUCAAUAACAUAGCCAUGGCCAUUUCGGUACCUUUUAUUAUACUGACCAUUAUGGUUUAUGCCUUGAUACCGGAACUGCGGAAUCUCCAUGGUAAAUGUCUCAUUUCCUAUUUGACUCCCUUGGCCAUUGGUUACUCGAUUUUAAGUACCGUAUCCCUUUCGGAGGUGGAAUUUCCAAAUUUUGUAUGCAGCUGUUUGGGUUAUGUGGCCUACUAUUGCUUCAUGAGCGCCUUCUUUUGGCUCAGCGUGAUUAGCUUUGAUUUGUGGCAGAAUUUUCGCCUAACGGGUUCCAUACGUUUUGGCCAGCGAAAACGUUUCCUUUUGUAUUCCUCAUACGCAUGGGGCAUUCCAGCUGGUUUAACCCUCAUUGUGAUAGGCAUACAAAAUUCGAAUGUCAAGGAUUUGUAUAAGCCUGGCAUAGGUGAUGAUUACUGUUGGCUAAAAACCCAUGAUUGGUCAGCAAUGAUAUAUUUCUUUGGCAUAAAUCUGGUUAUAGUGCUUAUCGAUAUCAUCUUCUUCUCUAUGACCUAUUACAAAAUCACUGUCAUGCAAAGGGACAUAGACAAAAUCAUAAGAAAUGAUACCAAUGAAGGUCGUCACAAAUUGAGGACACACAAGAAUAAUUUUGGUCUAUUUCUACGCUUGUUUUUGAUUAUGGGUGUGUCCUGGCUAUUGGAUAUAGUCUCCUAUAUAGAGAGUCUGGUUAAUCCUGGGGGCACAAAUCCCAUCUAUUAUGUAUCAGAUUUUAUGAAUGCCAUUUUGGGUCUUUUGAUUUUUGUUUGUUUUGUGCUGAAACCCAAAGUUCUAUCGUUGAUCAAAAAGAGAAUAUUUGAAACGCGUGAUGAAACUGACCACACCAUGACUACUGAAAGCGACGAAGAAGAAAUUUCCUUGAAUGGUAUUGGCUCAGAUGUCAGCAAGCAAAGGGAGGUGCUGUCAUGAGACCGAUGGUUAAGAGAACAGCCACAUCACAUCUGAGCCUUUCCAAGAUCCAAGCAAGUCCUUUGGCUUCACGUUUAAACUGACAUAUUGUCUGCAUGUAUUUAUUUAUUAUAACUCAUAUUCAGUAUAACAUAUGUGUAUUAUUGUAAAUUAUUAUUAUUUAGUAAACAUAGGACCAGUUUCUUAAUAACCGGUUAAAACUUAGCAAAUAAGAAAUAUAUAUAUGUAAAAUAAAAUAACGGCACAAUGAGUUUAAAAGGAUGUUAGGAAUAUAGCUCUUAGAUUAGUAUUAAUACACGACUGAAAUUUUCCGCUUACGUGAUAAACUCCCUCUCAAGGAUUUCCACCUUGAAGUGGUAAGGGGGCCUAAUAGAUGGCCCCAAUAUCUGUUAAACAUCUAAAUAAAUUGUAAUCCAAGAGAACCCUGCCGAGCCGUAUGAAAGUUCGAUCUCGAAAGAAAGUAGUAAGCAAGACUUACAACGAAACUUGACAGCUGGUAACACCUGAUCGGAUAAAAAAUGUGUAUCCUCAAGAUAUCUUUCAUAUCCUUUUUUUAUUUUUGUUUAUUCAUAAGUUUAAAUAUAAGAGUGCCAACAUUGUAUUAAGAUUAAGACUUUAUUUGUACAUAAAAAUUUUUGUAU
This is a messenger RNA of Stomoxys calcitrans (stable fly), 2495 nucleotides long. RefSeq names its product G-protein coupled receptor Mth2. Gene Ontology annotation, cellular component: membrane. Bases 262 to 1854 code for a protein of 530 amino acids. Gene Ontology annotation, molecular function: G protein-coupled receptor activity. The record is from RefSeq and is a predicted model, not a curated record. NCBI's taxonomy places the organism in Eukaryota, Metazoa, Arthropoda, Insecta, Diptera, Muscidae. The transcript has 8 exons. Gene Ontology annotation, biological process: G protein-coupled receptor signaling pathway; cell surface receptor signaling pathway.